This is a messenger RNA of Porites lobata, 608 nucleotides long. Lineage: Eukaryota; Metazoa; Cnidaria; Anthozoa; Scleractinia; Poritidae. The record is from the annotation of a GenBank genome assembly.
GGCUUUAUACAUAAUUUAAGCCCUGUAAAACGCUCAAAGAGAACGGAUUGGUUUGAGUUUCAUCUGCAAACAAGUCCUUCCAAAGUACAGCGAGUAGUUGGAUUUAAUAUCCCAAGCCACUCAACCUUCAGUGGACAUAACAAAUCAAAAACCCUGUGCUGCUGUCAAAUACUAAGAAGAAUGAUUCGAACAAGGACAUUAUCUUCAACCAACAGUCAAUUGUAAGGUCUGCACCAGCGUUCGACAUUGACUUUGAUUAUUCUCCAGACAUUGCUGCAUCUGAGUCAUCCUCCUCUUCAGUGCAACCUGCUACUACGAUCACUCUGGAACAGGUACCAACUCUAAAGAUAAACCAGAAGGUCAACGUCACAGCAACGAUUUCAUUGGGCAGUGAACAACCUAAGCCGGUUGAAGUGAAAUCCACACAAAAGAUGACGCUCGUCAAAGAGGAUUGUGUCUUAGAAGAUGAGACAGGUACAGCUGAAAUUCACAUUUGGGAUGAGCUCAUCAACAACGUGAAAAAUGGGACAACAUAUGAAUUCCAAAACCUGAACGUCAAGCACUUCAAAGGAAGCACCCACUUAGCAACGACACCAGCAACUACCUUC